AUGGCAGUUGAUAUAGAAGUAAGUGACACUUCCCAUCGACACGAUGCUCAAGUCCAGACUACUCUCUUCCCUGCCCACUUCAUUCUGGCCUCACGAACACAUUUUGAAGCAACUAUGGCAUUGGCCAGUUGUCGCUACAGAAAGUUGCUUUGGCUGCCAUAUCUGAACAGUAGUCAAACUCCAAGCACGCGAGAUAGGGACUUGGGGUUGAGCUUGCGUAGGGUCAUGACAACAACAACAAUCAUAACGUGGCCGUUUAAAACAAAAGUACCAUCUCGCUCACCCUUACUGGACAGGACAAUGAAAAACGUCAAUGUCAUGCCAUAA
Molecule: messenger RNA, 327 nt
Organism: Botrytis porri
Lineage: Eukaryota; Fungi; Ascomycota; Leotiomycetes; Helotiales; Sclerotiniaceae
Exons: 1
Coding region: 1-327 (108 amino acids)
Source: RefSeq, a predicted model, not a curated record